AUGCAUCUCACCACUUGCCUCACCGCAUUGGCCCUUGCCAGCACGGCCCUCGCGGACCCCGCUGUCCAGAUCACCGAUCUGGGAUGCAAUCUCAAGGAUGGCAAUGGCAAUUUCCAGUUCGCCGACAAAGCUCAUGCGAUUAUUACCAGCUCAGGCAACAGGAAUCUGAUUUGCAAGGCUCAAGUGGCUGCCCCAGCGAGUGGGAAGGCCGUGAUCUACAGCGGCAAGAACGGGGACGGGUCCUGUAACGCAGCCGGCGGUUUUACGAACGACUGGCAGGAGACGGUCAGUGCCAGUGGGCAGGCUACGCUUACCUGUCAUUUCAAAGAAUGA
Messenger RNA from Aspergillus japonicus CBS 114.51, 333 nucleotides. RefSeq lists its product as uncharacterized. The record is from RefSeq and is a predicted model, not a curated record. The transcript is spliced from 2 exons. Lineage: Eukaryota; Fungi; Ascomycota; Eurotiomycetes; Eurotiales; Aspergillaceae. The coding region runs from base 1 to 333 and encodes 110 amino acids.